UGUUGUUGCUCAAAUAAACACUCCCCAUUUGAUCAGCAUGCUUGCCUAUCUUAUUUACACCGCGUUGGCAGGCUUGGCCAUCGCUCCGUUGCUGCUGUACUGGCGAAAUCCGUACUUGUUGCAUGAUCUUCGUUAUUCAAUCACUGGCAUUCAGAUCGCCAGACAGCUCAGCAGAUUUUCGACUAAGAAACACUUUUACAGCAUUCUUGACUGUUUUCUGGACAAGGUGUCCAAACAGCCUAACAAAAAGUUUCUAGUGUUCGAAGAGAGUAGCUACACGUACAGGCAAGCCGACCAGGAGAGCAACCGUGUGGCCGCAGCCCUGUCAAGCCUGCUCAAGCCUGGGGACACAGCGGCCGUGUUUGUUGGCAAUGAGCCGCUUUUUGUUUGGCUAUGGCUCGGCCUCGCCAAGCUGGGAUGUGUCGCUGCUCUGCUCAACUACAACAUCCGAUCCAAAUCUUUGCUGCACUGCUUCUCGUGCUGUGACGCCAAAGUUCUGAUCGCUGCGGCUGAACUACGAGAGGCCGUCGAAGAGGUGCUGCCUAGCCUGAAGCAGCUGGGGGUCCGUGUGUUCAUCCUCGACGAAGGCACUGAGUCAGAGGGCAUCGAAUGUCUCUCGGACAAGAUUCGCCAGGCCUCCGACCAACCUGUGUCACCACAGCUAAGGGCUGACAUUAACAUGAAGAGCCCUGCCCUCUAUAUUUACACCUCAGGAACCACAGGGCUUCCCAAAGCAGCGAUCAUUAACCACGAGAGGGUAUGGUUGGCAAGUUUUCUUCAGUCGGUUGCUGGCGUACGUUCGGAUGAUAUCAUCUACAUCUACCUGCCUCUCUACCACAGUUCUGGUUUUCUUAUGGGAUUGUGUGGAGCCAUAGAAAAAGGUAUUACUGUUGUAUUAAAACGUAAGUUCUCUGCAUCAAGUUUUUGGAACGACUGCAGGAGGUACAAUAUUACGGUUAUUCAGUACAUCGGCGAGAUUAUGCGAUACCUCUGCAACACACCACAGAAAGACAAUGACAAAGAUCAUAAAGUCAGAGUCGCUUUGGGAAACGGGAUGCGACCGGAUACCUGGGCUGAGUUUCUGCAACGGUUUGGCAAUGUUUGCAUCUGCGAGUGCUACGGAGCCACGGAAGGAAAUGUUGGCUUUGUCAACUAUGUUGGGAAAAUUGGAGCUAUUGGCAGAGAACAUUUCCUCCACAAAAUGGGGUGCCCCUAUGCCCUCAUACGGUACGACACGGAGAAAGAAGAGCCAGUCAGAGACUCCAGAGGAUUUUGCAUUGAAGUACCCAGAGGAGAGACUGGUCUGUUGGUGUCCAAGAUUGCCGCGAGAACCCCCUUCUCAGGCUACGCCAAGAACAAGCAGCAGACUGAGAAGAAGAAACUGAGGGACGUGUUUGUGAAGGGAGACAUCUACUUUAACAGCGGUGAUCUUCUCAAGAUAGACCACGAGGGUUUUGUCUUCUUUCAAGACCGCAUCGGAGACACUUUCAGAUGGAAAGGAGAAAACGUGGCCACCACAGAGAUAGCCGAUCAUUUGCUCAUGGUGGACUGCAUUGAAGAGGUUAAUGUCUAUGGGGUAAAGGUGCCAGGACACGAGGGAAGAAUUGGAAUGGCUGCGCUGACCCUGAAAGAAAACAUGGACUUUGACGGGAAAGCUGUGUAUCAGUUUGUCAAAAGCUACCUUCCGAGCUACGCAAGACCACGCUUUAUUCGCAUUCAGAACGCACUGCAGGUGACCGGGACAUUCAAACAAAUGAAAGUGAAGCUGGCCGAGGAGGGCUUCAACCCUGACGUCAUCAAGGAUCGUUUGCUUUUCCUGGAGGACAAUCAAGGCUACGUCCCCAUGACUCAGGAGAUCUUCAACUCCAUAGCAGAGGGAAGAAUCAAGCUGUGAAUCACUUUAUACUCCACUACUCAAACAACUGUGAAAUCCAUACAAUAAGCCAUAAAGUGAUUAGGAAUCUUUUACAUUGCAAAGAACACAAGGCCAAUGUAUUUUUUCUUCUAUGAAUGUUUUCAAAUUGAAUGCCUUGUUUGUUUUUGAUAAAACUCUCAAAACAAAAUUGAGACCCAGUUUGAUAUUCCCUGACUUGACAAUCUCAAACUUUUUAUGUCAAAAACCUCCUGGAAAAAUACUUGCCUGUCCCAAGUACCACCA
Syngnathus acus (greater pipefish) is the source of this 2158-nucleotide messenger RNA. RefSeq names its product very long-chain acyl-CoA synthetase-like. NCBI's taxonomy places the organism in Eukaryota, Metazoa, Chordata, Actinopteri, Syngnathiformes, Syngnathidae. Gene Ontology annotation, molecular function: long-chain fatty acid transmembrane transporter activity; long-chain fatty acid-CoA ligase activity. The record is from RefSeq and is a predicted model, not a curated record. The coding region runs from base 38 to 1894 and encodes 618 amino acids. The transcript has 10 exons.